UUAUUUUUUGUAUAGCUAACUGCUUUGAUAAAAACCUCUGAACCUCUCCAUUCCUCAUCCACUCGCGCUCAGAAACGAGCCAUGGCAAUACUUUCACUGCCACUGGUAACAUCCAUUUUCAAAACGACGCCCGACAAGGCUCGGCUAUGCCUCACUGGCCGGAGGGUUAAUUUGUCCCUCUUUUUCCGGAGAAGGCACUUCUCCACCACCCCCGGGAGCAUAACUUCGCUUGCUUCGACGGCCGUGGAGCAGGACUGCGUGAGAUCGUCUUCGUCCUCGGUCCUCACUUUCCAACAAGCCAUUCAAAGACUCCAGGAAUAUUGGGCUUCAGUAGGGUGUGCUGUGAUGCAAUGCAGCAACACUGAGGUUGGAGCUGGAACAAUGAACCCUCUUACAUUUCUAAGGGUUCUUGGUCCAGAACCGUGGAAUGUUGCCUAUGUUGAACCUAGUAUUCGACCUGAUGAUAGUCGUUAUGGGGAAAAUCCAAAUAGACUUCAAAGGCACACACAAUUUCAGGUGAUAUUGAAGCCUGACCCUGGAAAUUCACAGGACUUAUUCAUUCGGAGUUUAUCAGCCUUAGGAAUUAAUGUAAAUGACCACGAUAUUCGUUUUGUCGAGGACAAUUGGGAAAGCCCGGUCUUAGGUGCCUGGGGCUUGGGCUGGGAAAUUUGGAUGGAUGGGAUGGAGAUUACUCAAUUCACCUACUUCCAGCAGGCUGGAAGUCUUCAGUUGAUGCCUAUUUCAGUUGAGAUUACAUACGGUCUUGAACGGAUUCUUAUGUUGCUUCAGGGAGUUGAUCAUUUCAAGAAAAUUCAAUAUGCUGAUGGGAUAACAUAUGGAGAACUCUUUCUGGAAAACGAGAAGGAAAUGAGUGCAUAUUAUUUGGAGCAUGCCAGCGUUGAUCACAUUCAUAAUCAUUUUGAUCUGUUUGAGGCUGAAGCUCGUCGUCUGCUUGACUCGGGCCUUGCAAUUCCUGCUGACAUGCACCUCUCUGUUUCCUUUCAUGUUAGGUAUGAUCAGCUUUUGAAGACAUCUCAUGCCUUCAACGUCUUGGAUUCCAGAGGAUUUGUAGGGGUAACCGAACGUGCCCGCUAUUUCGGCCGUAUGCGUAGUUUAGCCCGUCAAUGUGCACAGCUAUGGUUGAAGACAAGAGAAUCUCUUGGGCACCCCUUGGGUGUUGCUUCUCAUUCCAAUCACCUUAACUUUCAGAAAGAAGACAUAGAAGACCUGAAGAAAAAGGUUUCUGCAGAACCUCGGGCUUUUAUUCUGGAAAUUGGCGUGGAGGAGUUACCCGCAAAUGAUCUGCUCAAAGAUUUAGUCGAGCAGUUGCUGGAGAAACUAAGACUGAGUCAUGGAAAUGUGCAAGUAUAUGGAACACCACGUAGGCUUGUGGUUAGUGUCGGCAACCUAUGUUACAAGCAGGUGGCAAAUCAAGUUGAGGUUCGGGGACCUCCAGCAUCAAAGGCAUUUGAUCAGCAGGGAAAUCCUACUAAGGCAUCUGAAGGCUUUUGCUGCAGAAAUGGUGUGCCUUUGAGCUCAUUGUACAGAAAAAUUGAAGGUAAAACAGAAUACGUGUAUGUUAGUGCGGUGGAGCCAUCACGGCUUGCUUUAGAGGUUUUAUCCGAUGAGUUACCUGCAGUACUUGGUAAAAUAUCUUUCUCGAAGUCGAUGCGGUGGAACUCUGAGUUCUUAUCUAAGUUUUGUAACAGUGGUGAUGUUACUCACGGGCUAAGGAACACUUCAUCAGCCACUAUUGAGGUUAGAAAUGCAGAGUCUUACACUGAUGUGAUGCAGAAUGCUGGAAUCGCCAUCGAUAUUGAGGAACGGAAGAAUAAAAUCUUGGAGAAGUCUAAUUCUGUCGUAAAAAGUAUUAAUGGUUCUACUGUAUUUCAGAGUGGUUUACUUGAUGAGGUUGUAAAUCUUGUUGAAGCACCUCAUCCUGUUCUUGGAAAGUUCAGUGAGACCUUCCUCGAGCUUCCAAAAGACCUGCUAAUAAUGGUCAUGCAAAAGCAUCAGAAGUAUUUUGCAGUAACUGAUCAGGAUGGAAUGUUAUUGCCACAUUUUAUUGCUGUUGCAAAUGGAGCAAUUAAUGAAAAGGUUGUGAGGAAAGGAAAUGAAGCUGUACUCAGAGCUCGAUAUGAAGAUGCAAAGUUCUUCUAUGAGUUGGACACAAGCAAGAGAUUCUCUGAAUUUCGAAAUCAAUUGAAGGGGAUCUUAUUCCAUGAAAAGCUAGGAACAAUGCUGGACAAGAUGACACGUGUCCAGAGUCUGGUUACUAUAGUAGGAUCGAAACUGGGAAUGACUGAGGACAUCCUCAAGGUCAUUGAGGCGGCUGCAUCAUUAGCCAUGUCAGAUCUUUCAUCUGCAGUUGUUACCGAAUUUACUUCCCUUGCUGGGGUAAUGGGCCGUCACUAUGCCCUAAGAGAUGGCUACUCUGAGCUGAUUCUUCAUCAGCUCUCAUCUAGUCAAUCUACUUCAGUUCUUAGAGAUAGGAAAGAUGUGCUUGACACUGAAGUUUCUGAGGCAUUAUUUGAGAUUACACUUCCUCGAUUUUCGGGAGACAUGCUUCCAAAAACUGGUGCUGGAACAGUAUUGGCAAUAUCUGACAGGUUGGAAAGCCUUGUCGGGUUGUUUGCUGCUGGUUGUCAGCCAAGCUCUGCAAAUGAUCCCUUCGGUCUGCGAAGAAUCUCAUACGGUCUGGUGCAAUUGUUAGUAGACACCAAUAGGAAUUUGGAGCUGAGGUAUGCUUUGGAGCUUGCUGCUGCUGUUCAGCCCAUAAAAGUAGAAUCACAAACAAUAGAUGAUGCACAUCAAUUUGUAACAAGAAGACUUGAGCAGCUUUUGAUGGACAAAGGAAUAAGUCCAGAAGUUGUUCGCGCUGUCCUCGCCGAACGUGCAAAUUGGCCUUGUCUUGCUGCCAAGUCUGCACAUAAAAUGCACACCUUAUCCAAAGGUGAUCUGCUGCCUAAAAUUAUCGAGGCAUACUCUCGUCCAACAAGGAUUGUUCGUGGCAAGGAUGUUACUGAUGGUUUGAAGGUGGAUGAGACAGCUUUUGAAACAGUUGAAGAGAGAGCUUUAUGGAGCACAUUUACAUCAUUGAGGAGUAAAAUUCAUCCUGACAUGGAGGUCGAUGAUUUUGUUGAAGCAUCGUUUGAUUUAAUACAGCCACUGGAGGAUUUCUUCAACAAUGUUUUUGUUAUGGUGGAAGAUGAAAGGAUCAGAAAGAACAGGCUUGGACUACUACGAAAAAUAUCCGAUCUUCCAAAGGGAAUAAAGUAUGGCACUAUUACUGACGAGAGCGCAAGAAGGUGUCAAUGUCAGUACACCGUCCAAGAAAUUGUGAAGAACCUUACCCAGAGAACCAGAAUGUACUUGCAGUUUGAAGUACUAGGCUCAAGCAGUGUUUUAAAAAGUGCUAGGCUCCAAUCAAGUGAAGAUUGGGUCUUGACCACUAUGAAGUGUAUGAAUGGGCUAAAGGGUGUGCAUGAUGAGCGGACAAGGGACAACCCUUAUGGGACUUUUUCUUAUUUAAAGAUUGUACUA
Molecule: messenger RNA, 3543 nt
Organism: Striga asiatica
Lineage: Eukaryota; Viridiplantae; Streptophyta; Magnoliopsida; Lamiales; Orobanchaceae
Source: the annotation of a GenBank genome assembly